Colletotrichum chrysophilum is the source of this 189-nucleotide messenger RNA. RefSeq lists its product as uncharacterized. Lineage: Eukaryota; Fungi; Ascomycota; Sordariomycetes; Glomerellales; Glomerellaceae. Bases 1 to 189 code for a protein of 62 amino acids. The record is from RefSeq and is a predicted model, not a curated record. The transcript is spliced from 2 exons.
AUGACCACUUAUAUCAUCAACGACCGGGAGUUUGACAAACUCCAGAACAAGGUGAUUCUCGUCACUGGUGGUGCUGCCGGCAUUGGCCGAGCCAUUGUGACUCUCGCUCAUGAGAAUGGCGCCAAAGUAGCGUUCUGCGACGUCGACGAGGCUCGAGGCAAACAAGUGGAGCAGGAGCUUGACGCGUAA